CGUGCGCAGCGAUCGCCAAUUGUUCGCAAGAGUCUCGUCGCGAGCAGUAUUCGUGGAUAAAUAAGUUUUUUCCGCUUGUUAGAACGCACAGGGACAAAGGUAGAACGGUAGUGGGAGAAUCGGUUGUGGAUUUCUCGGUGGAAAACUGUGUUUUCCGAGUGCUGAGGACCGGCGACCGAGUAAUGCACGCAUAUGUCUAGGCUUGGAGGGACUCAGGUUCUGGCCUCUACAGCACAGGUGAAGAGGACAGCCACCGAUCACGCAGCGCUGGUGAACGUCGGUGCUGCGAAACGCAGCAAGCUGUCCGCCGUUCCGGUCACGGGGAUCGACGGGAUUGAAAACAUGACGGACACAGCCGCGGCCGCGACAGAUACGCAGAAGAGGGCUAAUUUCUCGGCAUUGACCGUCGGGAACCCAAACGGCGUCAUUUCACCAAGUUUGGCAAGUGCGAAGACGGGCACUGCCAGAAAGCUUGUCAUCAAAAACUUCAAAAAUAAGCCAAAAUUACCAGAAAAUUAUCAAGAACAAACAUGGGAGAAGUUGCAAGAAGCUGUAAUUGCCAUACAAACCAGCAAAAGUAUUCGUUAUUCAUUAGAAGAACUUUACCAGGCUGUUGAAAACAUGUGUAACCACAAAAUGGCAUCUACAUUAUAUACAAAACUGACAGGGCUAACAGAAGCUCAUGUUCAGGCUAAUAUAGAACAAUUCUUGGCAGAAUCCAUGGACAGGCAUAUAUUUUUGAAAAAAAUGAAUGAGUGUUGGCAGUCACAUUGUAGGCAAAUGAUUAUGAUUAGGAGUAUUUUUCUAUACCUGGAUAGAACAUAUGUAUUACAAAAUCCAAGUAUUUUAUCCAUUUGGGAUAUGGGAUUACAUUUAUUUAGAGUAUAUAUCGUUCUGAACAAUUUGGUUCAGACACGUACAGUAGAAGGAUUACUUAUGCUUAUAGAGAAAGAACGGCAAGGUGAUACAGUAGACAGAACACUUCUUAAGUCACUAUUACGAAUGUUAUCAGAUCUACAAAUUUACCAAGAUGCCUUUGCCACCAAAUUCCUGAUAGCUACAGAAAGACUAUAUGCUGCAGAAGGACAAAGACUAAUGAAUGAACAUGAUGUUCCAGAGUACUUAGCACAUGUAGACAAACGACUUCAAGAAGAGAAUGAACGUUUGUUACAUUAUCUUGAUGCAUCUACAAAGUGGUCGCUAAUCCAUACAGUAGAAAAACAAUUGUUAUCUGAACAUAUUACCAGCAUAUUACAAAAAGGAUUAAGUGGUUUGUUGGAUGAAAAUAGAAUUAGUGAUUUAUCUUUACUUUAUAAUUUAUAUAGUCGAGUUAAGAAUGGCCUUGUAGAACUAUGUUUGAGUUUCAAUUCCUAUAUAAAGAAAAAGGGUAAAACCAUAGUUAUAGAUCCAGAAAAAGACAAGACUAUGGUUCAAGAACUUUUGGAUUUUAAAGAUAAAAUGGAUAACAUAGUUAAGUUUAAAAGAAGCUUUUGAAGCUUUUAUUAAUCAGCGCGCAAAUAAACCAGCUGAAUUAAUAGCAAAGUUUGUUGAUUGCAAAUUGCGAGCGGGUAAUAAAGAAGCAACUGAGGAAGAAUUAGAAAGAUUAUUAGAUAAAAUUAUGGUACUGUUUAGAUUUAUACACGGAAAAGAUGUAUUCGAAGCAUUUUAUAAGAAAGAUUUGGCAAAACGUUUGUUAGUGGGUAAAUCAGCUUCUGUUGAUGCUGAGAAGUCUAUGUUGUCGAAAUUAAAACAAGAAUGUGGAGGUGGUUUUACUAGUAAAUUGGAAGGAAUGUUCAAAGAUAUGGAACUCAGUAAAGAUAUUAACAUUGCUUUUAAGCAGUAUGCAGGAAAUUUACAAAAUGAGUUGUCAGCAAAUAACUUGGAUUUAACUGUGUCAAUACUUACAAUGGGUUAUUGGCCAACAUACCCUGUGAUGGAAGUAACAUUACCACCAGAAAUGGUUCAAUAUCAAGAUGUAUUUAACAAAUUUUACUUGGGAAAGCACAGUGGCAGAAAAUUACAAUGGCAACCUACUCUAGGUCAUUGUGUUCUAAAAGCGUGGUUUAAUCAGGGUAACAAAGAGUUUCAAGUAUCAUUGUUUCAAGCGUUGGUAUUAAUUAUGUUUAAUGAUUCUGAUAACUUAUCCCUGGAAGAUAUAAAGGCAGCAACAAAUAUAGAAGAUGGUGAACUUAGAAGAACUUUGCAAUCUUUAGCUUGCGGAAAAGCUAGAGUAUUAAAAAAGAAUCCAAGAGGAAGAGAUAUUGCAGAUAAUGAUAGAUUUGUCUUCAAUGCAGAUUUCACGAACAAAUUAUUCAGAAUUAAAAUUAAUCAAAUCCAAAUGAAAGAAACGAACGAAGAACAGAAAGCUACAGAAGAACGAGUUUACCAAGAUAGACAAUAUCAAAUAGAUGCAGCUAUUGUUAGAAUUAUGAAAAUGAGGAAAACGCUUACACACAAUUUAUUAAUUAGUGAACUGUAUAAUCAAUUAAAGUUCCCUGUGAAGCCGGCUGACUUGAAAAAACGAAUUGAAUCUCUUAUAGAUAGGGAUUAUAUGGAGCGAGACAAAGAUAAUGCAAAUGAGUACAAUUAUGUUGCGUAACUUGAACCAAAUGCCAAAGUCAUUGCAGACUGGGAUGACGCCAUGUUUUGUAGUAAAAGAAAUCAACCAAUUCAUUUCGGUGUUUGUCUAAUGUGAAUGUGACAUACUGAAAAGCGAAGAACUCUGUAACUGAUUGACUGUCAGCAUGAUGUUGCAGCAAGUGAUCAGUUGAUAAAAAAAAAUUAGAGUGGACCUCGUUGUCUUGGUUUUUGUAGUGCAUAAUGGACACUGGACAAUUAUUGAGAUCCCUUUUAAACAGUGCUUUACUGUUGUUAUCCUUGUGUUGUUUCUGGAUUUUGCUAAAAAGGACCACGUGCAAAAAUGUCUUUAAUGGUGUAGCAUUUAAAAAAAAAAAAAUAUGUACAUCAACAAUUUUUUAUGCAAAACAGUUUUUCACAGCAUAUUAAAGAUUUAAGAUGAUAAUAUAGUAAGACUAUUCUAAGAAUAAGAAACCAAUGUAUUUGACUGAAAGUGAACAAGAACUCAUUAUUUAUGGCAAACGUAAGAUAGUGUAUUAUGGACAUUGAAUUCAAUUCACUACAGUCAUUUCAAACAAGAAAGCACAUUAUGAUAUUCUAAUAUAUUAUAAAUAUAUAAUUCAUCGCAAAAUUUAAAAAAGAUAUUUCCAAAAGAAACAAAAUAUGAACAAUAUGUGCACACUACACAGGAUGAAUACUCCAAGAUUUAGAGGAAUCUCAUUGGAAACACAAUAUGUAUUUCUGUAACAAAUUUUUAAUGUAGGAACUGUAAUGUACUGGUAUUGAUAAGAUUUAGGAAUGAAUCAUUUAUUGGCUUGUUCAGUCGAUUUAUGUCAGUAAUUAUGAAUAGCUUAUUAACAGAAUUUUAUAUAAAAAAAAGAAAGAAUGUUGUUAAUGAAUCCUAAUCGUAUAGAAAAUGUAACUAAAUCUAUAAGUUAUUAGUCUUCUCAUUAAUUACCUUAUAUGUACUGCGUUUCUCUAUAUUACACUAAAAAAACUUAUUUUGUGUAAUCAUUCAUAGAUUUAUCAAGAUUGUAAAUAGGGUAAGAUUUCCGUACUUGUAAUAAAAUACGAUAAAAAUUUCAAACUUA
Megalopta genalis is the source of this 3668-nucleotide messenger RNA. NCBI's taxonomy places the organism in Eukaryota, Metazoa, Arthropoda, Insecta, Hymenoptera, Halictidae. The record is from RefSeq and is a predicted model, not a curated record.